Messenger RNA from Physella acuta, 1130 nucleotides. Its product is annotated as intraflagellar transport protein 20 homolog. Lineage: Eukaryota; Metazoa; Mollusca; Gastropoda; Physidae. Gene Ontology annotation, cellular component: ciliary base; centrosome; intraciliary transport particle. The record is from RefSeq and is a predicted model, not a curated record. Gene Ontology annotation, biological process: cilium assembly; protein localization to cilium.
CGCUUGCAUACCAACGUCAAGAUGGCUGACGAAGCUUUAUCGCGAGCUGGUUUACACUUUGACGAACUUAACAAGAUUCGAGUUUUAGAACCAGAAGUAGCACAACAGACAAAAGAAUUAAAAGAAGAAUGUAAAGAAUUCGUUGACCGAAUUGGAGACUUCCAAAAAAUAGUUGGAACCUUCAUUGAUAUGGUGGACUCUGUUGCCAAAGAAGUCGAAAAAGAAAAGAUGAAAGCAAUAGGAGCUCGUAACUUGUUGAAGUCUAUAGCCAAGCAAAGGGAAUCUCAGCAACAACAACUCCUUGCUCUUAUCACAGAGAAGAAAAUGCAGUUAGAAAGGUUGAGGAUCCAACAUGAUUCACUAACAAAAGAGGAAGCCGGACAAAAUGAAUUUAUUGAACAACUGGUGUUACAGAAGUGAUCAGUUAACUCUUGUUGUGUUUCUUGUUAGUCACCUAAAUAAACUCUACCAUGUGUACUUUACUAGUUACCAUGUUGAUUUAAGAGACCAGUCAUUAGUUUUUACUGCCGAAGUAAGCUAAACCAUUGUCUAUUUCCUUUAAAUUAAACUAUUCAAAUUAUAUUUGAUAUUUAUUAAUUUUAUAUCAAAUUAGUAAAUUUAAAAAAAUGUCUAAUAAUUAUAGGUUAAUAUAUUUUGAUAGCUUAAGCUGCCUUUAAUUUCCUUUUUUGGCAGUACAGUUUACACAUAAAUAAAAGAUAAGAUUAAUGUUUCUGAGAACUAUUGUAGAAUUACAAUUCUGUCUAAGUUUGUUGGUUAAGUUUUUAUUAUGAAAUUAUUUUUUAUCAUAAGAUUGUUGUACAUAAGACUGCAACCUACUACAGGUUAUUGUGUACAAACAUGGGUGUGUACAAGGGUGAGUGUGUACAAGUGGAGAUGGUAAUUUGUACUGGUGUGUACAAACACACUUAGUCAUGAAUCUAUGAGAUGUGUUUUGGUUUAGAUGUGUGCUAGAAUAUGUGUGUGGUAUGGUUGUUGCUGCAGGUAGCAGCAUAUGUGUAGAGUGGAUUUUAGAAUGGGAGUGUAUGAAUGUGAACAUGUGUACUGGAAUUGUGUACAGAAAAGCUGAUUCUGUGAUACUUAUUACUACAAAUAAAAUUAUUUUUUAUUUC